Molecule: messenger RNA, 474 nt
Organism: Eimeria tenella
Lineage: Eukaryota; Apicomplexa; Conoidasida; Eucoccidiorida; Eimeriidae
Exons: 2
Source: RefSeq, a predicted model, not a curated record
AUGGCCGAUUCAGCUGCAUUAGGGGCCCCCACUGGAAUCUUCUUGGGGGACCCCGAGCCCGCGGGGGCCCCCCCAGAGCAGCUCAAGGGGGUAUUUCAGUACCCUCCCCUAUGGGGGCCCCUCUCAGGGCUAGAGUGGGCGGGGUGGGGCCCCCCAAGGGGCCCCCAAGGGGGGCCCCCAGAGGGGCCCCUAGGGGGGCCCCCAAGGGGGGCCCCCCAACUUCAAUCGUACCCCGUUUCCUGUGGGGCCCUGGGGGCCCUAUUGGGGGGCCCCUGGCGAGCUGGGGAGACAGUUGAAUUUCUUGGGGCGGAUGCGGAGGCCCCAAGGCAGGCCCUGCUGACUGCCCUCUGCAGCUUGCUGCUGGGGGCCCCCCUUGCUGCUGCUCUCUUUGCCUCUAUCCAGGGGGCCCCCCUCUUCCCGAGGCUUUUGGGGGCCCUCAAGACCCACCCCAGCAUAACUUGUCUCCCUUUAAAU